Messenger RNA from Phycomyces blakesleeanus NRRL 1555(-), 1364 nucleotides. RefSeq lists its product as hypothetical. Gene Ontology annotation, molecular function: ubiquitin conjugating enzyme activity. Gene Ontology annotation, biological process: proteasome-mediated ubiquitin-dependent protein catabolic process; protein polyubiquitination. Lineage: Eukaryota; Fungi; Mucoromycota; Mucoromycetes; Mucorales; Phycomycetaceae. The transcript has 11 exons. The record is from RefSeq and is a predicted model, not a curated record. Bases 72 to 719 code for a protein of 215 amino acids.
CGCACACACACACACACAUAUAUAUAUAUAUAUAUUUGAUAUACUUUUGAAUACUAUUCUAAACCUGAACAAUGGCAUCUGCGGCAAACAUCCUUCAAAGACAAUUCAAAGAACUCACAAGACAUCCAGUACCUGGUUUCGUAGUUGAUCUCAAGGACGACAACAUCUACACAUGGGAUGUCGCAAUCAUUGGUUCCCCAAAGACAAUCUACGAAGGUGGAUAUUUCAAGGCAACAAUGUCAUUCCCCGAAGAUUAUCCUUUCAAUCCUCCGACCUUUCGCUUCAACAAUGCUUUCUAUCACCCAAAUGUCUAUCCUGAUGGUCGUCUAUGUAUUUCUAUUCUCCACCCCCCUGGAGAUGACCCUGUAAGUGGCGAGAAAGCAGAGGAACGAUGGAAUCCAACACAGUCUGUGGAAAGUGUCUUGAUGUCCAUCAUUUCAUUAUUGGCAGAUCCCAAUUGCUCAAGCCCUGCGAAUGUUGAUGCCGGGGUUGCAUAUCGAAAGGAAAGAGAAGCAUUUGACAGCAUAGUUAAAUGUCAAGUUGAGGCAUCCAAAAAAGAUAUCCCUUCUGGAUUCAAGAUGCCAAAGACAGAAAAGGACUUUAUGAUUGCGGCACCUGUUGAGAUAGAAGAAGACGUCAAUUUCUGGUAUGAAUCAGGUGAUGAGAGUGAUUUUGGUGCGGAUGAGUUUGAUGAAGACGAUGACGACGAUGAAGACUAAAAAGCAAAGAUAAAUAAAGAGAGAAAAGAAAAGAAAGAACAAAUAAGGACUGAAUGAGACCACAGCCACAGCCAUAAUGAAACGAAACGAAAUGAAGGAUAUAAAAGAAGAGGAAAAGUAGGAGGAAGAGGAAUUACGAGGCUGAUAUAAUAGAAAUAAUAUAUAUGUAUAUAUCAUAUGUAUGUACAUGUAUAAAUUUCUACACACUACACAUUACGUUACUCUACAUUACAUUACUCUACAUUGCACUGCACUACACUACACUACAUUACACUACAUUACAUUACACUGUAAAAGGAAGCAAGCAAAGGGGUCUUCCUACACUCUCUUUCUACAAUAAUCUCAUUUUAGUCUUACCGUCUUUCCACUCACCAAAUCCCCCUCUUUUACUAUCGUUCACUUUUUUUUUACUCUGUCUUAUAUAUAUAUAUAUACACUCUCACAUUCAUUUGCUUACACACCUAUGUAUAUAUAUAUACCUUUUUUUUUUAUUAUUAUUUCGUCUCUUCUUAUUCUUCUUCUUUUCCUUGCUUCUUUUGUUCUUCCAAAUUUGGAGUUUAAAGUAUAUUCUUUUUUUUAUUUUUGAAAAUAAUAAUACUAAUAAUGUUUUUGUUUUUUAUAAACCAUUUUUAUAUCUAUUUUAUU